CCGGUGCGGCUCACAGCGCCCUGCUCUGCCCGGCAGAAAGCCAUCGACCUGGUCACCAAAGCCACCGAGGAGGACAAGGCCAAGAACUACGAGGAGGCGCUGCGGCUGUACCAGCACGCUGUGGAGUACUUCCUGCACGCCAUCAAAUAUGAGGCUCACAGUGACAAGGCGAAGGAGAGCAUCCGGGCCAAGUGCGCGCAGUACCUGGACCGGGCGGAGAAGCUGAAGGAAUACCUGCGCAGCAAGGACAAGCAGGGCAAGAAGCCGGUGAAGGAGUCCCAGAAUGACAACAAGGGGAGCGACAGCGACAGCGAGGGCGAGAACCCCGAGAAGAAGAAGCUGCAGGAGCAGCUGAUGGGUGCCAUCAUGAUGGAGAAGCCCAACGUGCGGUGGAGCGACGUGGCCGGGCUGGAGGGAGCCAAGGAAGCCCUGAAGGAGGCCGUGAUCCUGCCCAUCAAGUUCCCACACUUGUUUACCGGGAAGCGCACGCCCUGGCGCGGGAUCCUACUCUUUGGGCCUCCCGGCACCGGCAAAUCCUACUUGGCCAAGGCCGUGGCCACGGAGGCCAACAACUCCACCUUCUUCUCCGUCUCGUCCUCUGAUCUGAUGUCCAAGUGGCUGGGGGAGAGCGAGAAUGGCCCCCGGCUGGUGAAGAACCUGUUUGAGCUGGCGAGGCAGCACAAGCCCUCCAUCAUCUUCAUCGACGAGGUGGACUCGCUGUGCGGCUCCCGCAACGAGAACGAGAGCGAAGCGGCGCGGCGCAUCAAGACCGAGUUCCUGGUGCAGAUGCAGGGAGUGGGCAACAGCAGCGAUGGGAUCCUGGUGCUGGGCGCCACCAACAUCCCCUGGGUGCUGGACUCGGCCAUCAGGAGGAGGUUCGAGAAGCGCAUCUACAUCCCCCUGCCCGAGGCGGCGGCGCGGGCGCAGAUGUUCCGGCUGCACUUGGGGAACACCCCGCACUGCCUGACGGAC
Messenger RNA from Mesitornis unicolor (brown roatelo), 972 nucleotides. RefSeq names its product vacuolar protein sorting-associated protein 4A. The transcript is spliced from 8 exons. NCBI's taxonomy places the organism in Eukaryota, Metazoa, Chordata, Aves, Mesitornithiformes, Mesitornithidae. Gene Ontology annotation, molecular function: ATP hydrolysis activity; ATP binding. The annotation marks the transcript as partial. Gene Ontology annotation, biological process: endosomal transport; vacuole organization. The record is from RefSeq and is a predicted model, not a curated record.